GUUAUGCCCAACGUUAUUAAUGAACAGCACAUGUUUUUCUUGACCAAAUGCGACACAAUCCCAUUGCCUUCCAGUCAAAAAAACACACUAACCACUGUCUGUAUAGCUUCAAAUUUCACCCAGGACAAAGUGCAGAGUUGUAUCUCUCGCUUCACAUAUCCCACUCUGGCUGUAAACCUACACUCACUUCCCUGAAAUAAUUACUGGGCGGAGAUAUCUUUCUUGAAGCUGGAAAGUGAAACUGGGAAAACAUUUGGAAUGCGUGAUGCUGCUUGUAGCUGGAAGGUUAACACUACCACAGUUUGCAUCUAGAUUGCACCCGAAGUUGCACCAACCCUGAAGCCCAAAGCGGUUAAACCCAAGGCAAACGAAGAUGGCGCCAGAAUCAAGCUUGUCCCCACCUACCAAAUUUCUGCCGGGACCCGGUGAGCCGCAGGAGCCUUGGAAUGACUGGAUAAAGUAUUUUGAGUUGUACAUUACACAAAGAGGCUUGCCAGAGGAAGAGAAGAUAGCACUGUUAAGCGUUUACCUUGGGAAGGAGGGACUGCGCAUCUUAAAUACCUUGACAACGAUUGAAACAUAUGCAGCAAUGAUUGAUGCCCUCACUGCUUACUACAGCAUAGCUCAGGAGCCUCAAGACUGUCAGGAGCCUCAGGACCCGGAUGAUUCACAAAGAAUCAAACAGAACAGAAAAAGGAUGAUCAUUACAGGAGCAGCAGCAACAGUGGGAGCAGCUGCGGCAGUGGUGGGGGCACCAGUUGCCCUGGGAGUGGCAGGUUUGACUACUGUUGGGGUUGCUGCUGGAGCAACUGCAGGGGGCGCCGCAAUAGGAGCAGGUACAAUUGCUGCAGCAGCAACAGCAACAGUGGGAGCAGUUGCGGCAGUGGCAAUGGCACCAGUUGUCCUUGGAGCGAUAGGAUUCACUGCUGGUGGGAUUGCUGUUGGAUCAUAUGCAGCAAGCAUGAUGUCUGCAGCGGCUGCGGUAAAUGGAGGUGGGAUAGCAGCKGGGGGUCUUGUUGCUGCUCUACAGUCAGCAGGUGCUGCAGGGCUUUCAGGAGUGGCUACAGCGGCGGUGGGGGGUGUUGGAGCUGCAGUUACUGGAGCCAUGGGAUGGGUGGCCGCAGGAGCAGGGUUCUCAGGAGCGGCAGCAGCUACUACAGCAGCAGCUACGGCAGGUGCUGCAGGGCUCUCUGCAACGGCUACAGCAGCCGUGGGAGGUGUUGGAGCAGCAGUUGGGGGAACAGCAGGAUGGCUGGCAUCAAGGACUAGGACACCUGUAGAGGAAGAAGAGACAGGAGCAGCUACAGCAGCUGCUGCAGGAGGUGCUGCAGGGCUUUCAGGAGAGGCUACAGAGGCUGUGGGAGGUGUUAGAGCAGCAGUUGGUGGAGCGUCUGAAGGGGAGGGAGGAGUCGAGGAGAGAGAGCUUUCAGGAGCGACUACAGCAGCUGCAGAAGGUGCUGCAGGGCUUUCAGGAGUGGCUACAGCGGCGGUGGGAGGUGUUGCAGCUGCAGUAAGUGGAGCCGUGGGAUGGGUGGCCGCAGGAGCAGGGUUCUCAGGAGCGGCAGCAGCUACUACAGCAGCUACGGCAGCAGCUACGGCAGGUGCUGCAGGGCUCUCUGCAACGGCUACAGCAGCCGUGGGAGGUGUUGGAGCAGCAGUUGGGGGAACAGCAGGAUGGCUGGCCUCAAGGACUAGGACACCUGAAAAGGAGGAAGGAGAAGAGACAAGAGUAGCUACAGCAGCUGCUGCAGGAGGUGCUGCAGGGCUUUCAGGAGAGGCUACAGAGGCUGUGGGAGGUGUUAGAGCAGCAGUUGGUGGAGCGUCUGAAGGGGAGGGAGGAGUCGAGGAGAGAGAGCUUUCAGGAGCGACUACAGCAGCUGCAGAAGGUGCUGCAGGGCUUUCAGGAGUGGCUACAGRGGCUGGUGUUAGAACAGCAGUUGGUGGAGCGGCGGGAUGGCUGUUCUCAAGAAUCAGGACGUCUAAAAAGGAGGGAGGAAAGUAAAGAGGGAAGAGAGGAUGAGAAGAGGGCCCUUUACAUAAAACCUGAUUGAUGUUAUGAAUGUUUUUUUUGUUGCUCCUUAAUAUCUUUUUUUCAUCGUUCAUGUUUAUUUCUGAUUUUUGAGUUUAUUUUAGUAAAUAUUUUCUCUAUAAAAAAACAUGAGCAGGUGCACACCCAGAGUAAUAGUUUGUGUGGAGGUGCUGACUAACGGCGAAUAAACUAUAAACUAUCAAAAUAAAGUUGCACUCUCCAUGUAUAAACUCCCAGCAAUUUAAUGGGUAUUUACCAACGUUUCGGCAUCACUGUGCCUUCCUCGGGUCUGAGUUUAUAGUAAAUAUUUUCUCAACACUGUUUUUUCUUGGUUAAAAACUUCUUAGAUUUAUUUUUUAAGGGCUUGUAAGUAAGCAUUUCACUGUAAGGUCUACCCACACCUGUUGUAUUUGGUGCAUGUGACAAAUAACACUUGAUUUGCAUGAUUUCAUAAUGGUGUUAUGAGUGCAUAUGUAAACCCCCUGUUGCCAAAACACAUAUGGGUAUAUACCCACUCAACAUGUAUUGCAAACAGAUGCAUGCACAUCCACUCAGAGGAACACUUAUGCAUGUGACAAAAUAAUUAACACACAUACUUUCAAAAUAGAAGUCUAUUGUAUAAUGGAAAUAUGUUUUUUUAGUUGUCACCAUACCCAGCCCUUUGACACACCAAACACAUAACAGGUGUGUAAUGUGCUUUGCGGGUGUGGUUCCCUUGCACAUGCUGAAUAAAUGUAAUCCAACCACUGAAAACCCUCCUACUACCUGGCAAACAGAUUUUCCGGUGGAGUUUCAUUCAAAGUAGUUUUCAGUACAUUUAUUUCUAAAUUUCUAAUUUAUUUCUAUCCCUUUAAAUUUGGUGUGAAGUACCUUUUAAGUCAAAUUUUCUCAACAGACUCACUAGAAUAUAUGGAGAGAAUGUUCAGAAUAUUAGAGAUCAAUGAAAGAAAGUAGUUUAAAUACGCGCAUAUUCGUCUCAUUUCAGCACUAAUUAAAAAAUACUCUGAUCUUGUAUAUUAUUUAGGGUUCGGAAAGAAUUUAUUAAUAAAAAAACAGGUUUGGAAAGCCUUUACUUAGAGAAUAUAUUGGUGAAUCAAAAAUACGGUGGUUUGAUUCAUCCUGAAAGUUGACAUAUUCAAUUGGUCAAUUCAUAAAAUAUUGGAAGGUGAGAACGUGUACAAUAGGAGUUGAACAGUAGUCCUAUAAAUCUACCCUAUCAAUCGUCACUAAUCACGGAUGACAACGGUCCAGUAGUGAACCGUGCGCCAGACUCAAGGUUUAAACUGCUAGGUAUGGUCAAGAUUCAAAUACGCCACAUGCCCUUAAUUAUUGCACAACAUGUAAUACGUUAGCGUAAUAUGAUUCACUAUUGCUAGCAAUCCUAAGGAACAACCACACAAACGUGACAGAGGAAAGAAAACAAUGUAAUGGAAUUAUGAGUGGCGUCAUUAGGCCUAGGUUUCCUCUUUCCAAGAGGUUUUUGUUCCAGAAAGAAAUGAUGUUUUUCUGACUGAACCACAUAUCUUUUGACAGUAACGCAGUGUCCCGCUUUGGACUGAAGCUGAACCUUGCAACAUUAUAUUUAACCCUGUUUAAAAUUAGCAAUGUUGAGGGGGUAGAACUGACCAAAUGAAAUGAAUCGUAGACAUAAUAUAACCUAUUCCAUUCUACAGCUUAACAUGCUUGGCUCAUGUCUGUUAUUUCCAUAUAGGCUAUGUAACUAUUUGUUUAAAAAAUAAAUAAUAAAAAGUGAAUUUAUUUCA
This is a messenger RNA of Salvelinus sp. IW2-2015, 3792 nucleotides long. Its product is annotated as spidroin-1. Gene Ontology annotation, cellular component: membrane; mitochondrion. NCBI's taxonomy places the organism in Eukaryota, Metazoa, Chordata, Actinopteri, Salmoniformes, Salmonidae. Gene Ontology annotation, biological process: apoptotic signaling pathway. The record is from RefSeq and is a predicted model, not a curated record.